GAGAAACAAGAACGAGGCUGCACCACCACAAAUCGCGCCGCUUCACACAUCUCACCCGCCACCAACUACUAUCCAACGCCUUCGGCCUCUCCCGUCCUGACUCGGACGGCCCUGGAUCACUCGACUGAGCUGCGGUGCCGAUACACUUCACCCCUCAUCACAGUGCCAAACACACCCCUAGUCUUUGCUCAUCACCCCGCCUGUUCGGCGUCGACUUGACUCUCAACAUGAGCCAUCCUUACCAGGACGUCCAAGAGAUCCAGCGCCAGAUGCAUCAGAAGCAGCAAGAACUGGCUAACCUCCACAACCUCCACAACUUUAUGCUCCAGCAGAAUGUAUCCGCACCACCCGCCCAGAGCAAUACCAUGAACCUGCUCCCUACCCAAGGCGACUACCAACUACAACUAGACGCAACCUUUAUCCAACAACAACAACAUUAUCAUCAGCAACAACUACAGUCAAAUGCCGUCCCUCUGGGCCGCCGGGCCACGAUCCCGAGGAGCAAGUCCAACAUGGGCUACUCCGCCGCACCGCCGAGAAUGAUGGAACGCAUCAGCGACGACUCGCCCCAGCCUGUCAAGCGCGCGAGGGUCAUGUCACAGCAGCACCCCCGCGCCGCGCCCAUGACGGGCAUGUCAAGAAGCGCGUCCAACAGAUCGGACAAGUCGAUUCCCUUUGUCGUCAAGGGUCCUCUGCAGCCCCUGCAGACAUCUUCAAAUCACUCCAACACGAUGAUGGAUCGCUUCUACCAAAGCCAAGACGACCCUCAUGUGCUGUUUGAGUCUUCCCUGCAGAGAGCGCCGUCAAAUCGUCGCCAUUCCGGUCUCUCGCCCGUCGAGGAACACACGACCUUCCCGGACCCCGGCGUCGGCAUGAACAUCGCCGACUACCUGGCCGCGCAUGACGAGAUACCCUCCCCCGCCAUGAUCCCGCCGCCGCAGCAAAACUUCCUCAACCCCUACGACGGCCGCAACUCGCAGGCCAGCCUCAUCACUUCGGCUUGCCCGUCGAUGAGCUCCGGUAUCUCCGCCGCCGAGACCAUGCCCUUGACGAGGGAAAACAGUUCCUUCGACAACCGCUUCGACAACCAGUCCCUCAACGGCGCGUUCGAGAUGGCGAGAAUCAACUCGGCACAGUCACAAGUCGCUGAUUACAUGCCUUCGGACAUGUACGCCGUCCCGGCUACUGGCACCUCGCCCAACGUCAAGCCCGAGAGCUACCUUGCCUACGUCGGCGCCGGCGCCAGCCUCUCCCCGCAGUACGCUCAGCAGUCGCCCAUGGAAGAACAAUUCCUCUCGCAGGGCUCCUCAAUGAUGGAGCGCUCCAUCUCCGCCAACAGCACUGCCUCGACAAAGUCGACUACCGAGCGUCGCGCAAAGGAGGCCCGCCUGCAGCAGAUCCAAAAUGCGCACCGGACCAAAAUCUGCCCCAAGCCCCUGGAGGCCGCCAAGCCAUCCCAGUCCGCAGCAGCUGCUGCAAAGAAGGAGGGCAAGGUUGCCGUGUCCAAGGGCUCCUACACUCGCCCCAAGCACCCCAAGGUGUUCUGCGAUAUGUGCAACGAGCAUCCCGACGGCUUCCGUGGCGACCACGAGCUGCGAAGACACAUCAAUGCAAAGCACGAGGGCGUCGUCAAGAAGUUUGUGUGCCGCGACCCUUCGACAGUGGGCAUUCAACCCGGUGUCCAGGCCAUCAACCCGCUCUCCAAAUGCAAGCAGUGCGUCGCUCGCAAGCAGUACGGCGCCUACUACAAUGCUGCAGCCCACCUCCGCCGCACCCACUUCAAGCCCAAGACCCCCCGUGGCAAGAACAAGAGGGGCGACGACGAGGAGAAGCGCGGCGGCAAGGGCGGCGGCGACUGGCCCCCCAUGAACGAGCUCAAACAGUGGAUGGAGGAGGUGUUUGUCACGGCCGACGACGAGGCUGCCGAGGCCGAUGCCGAGGCCGAGGCCCAGGAGGAGGACGAGGGAGAGGCCGUACAGUUUGACCCGUCGGCGUCCAUGGACCUCUCCCUGGGCCACAUGGGCGAAAACAUGACUUACGACAUGGGUUUCACGACGUCUUACCACAUGCCCGAGCUGGCGGCUAUCGAUACGUCUCAGGCGUCGUUCCUGGCCGUGUCCAACAUGCCGCUCUCGUCGGCGUCGGAAGCAUUCGCCUUCUCGCCUUUUACGUCCAACUCGCCAAUGAACGGUCUGUCGUCGCACGAGCCGGCCUUCUCCAUCUCAUCGUCAAACACGGUGACACCCACCACCUUCCAGGACCCGCUCGCUGAGGGGCUCGAUGGUUACGCCCUCUACUGACCAGCAUGUCGCAUCUCGUUGAUCUAAUUCUCUUCUUUUUCGGAUUUCUGAUUCAGCUUUGGGGUGUUGCGUUGUACCCCCCCUACCCCGCGACUGUGUACGGGAUCGGCGUUGGGCUGCGCUCAGGCAUUCGUUAGGCUGACUUGGCUUUUUGCAUGACGUGAGUCUGCCCAACAUCCACCCACAACCACAACCAACACCAUGGCGACCUGCAAGGUCAAGCAAGAAAAAAGAAAACAAUGAGGGAAAAAAAAAAAGACGACAGAAUUCCCUACCACCCGCAAUCAUGCUAUGUAUGGCAUCAUGAUCGGCGCAGGCACAGUGGCUGGAUGCUGGCCUAGUGGGAACACCAAGGCACUGCAGCUACCCAGCGAGUCACUUUCUGCGUUCCGUUUCUCAAUUUCUCACUCCCCUCCACACCACCCUUUUUUAUUAUUAUAUUUAUUUCUCGAUUUUUUCUCUUUAUCACUAUUGUACUCUGUCUCUUUUUUUUUUUUUUUUUGCUCCGCAGUGUGUCAGUGGAGAUACGUUUCACAUGGCUCAGUGAACUGUGGUGACAGCACUUCACGCCCACCCAACGAGCCAAACGCUUCGGUGGUGUGACCGAAGUUUGGAAAGCUGUACAUACAUGGGGACAUGGAUUGGACGCAAAGUCCUUUAGGAUCAAAAGGCUUGGUGCCGGUGACAGGGCUGGGGAUGUCACUCCUGGCGGCUUCGGCUUGGAUGGUACAAACUACAGGCGUUGUUUCCUCCGCAAGGAGGGUUGUUUUCAAGAGUGUCAUUUUGGUUUUUUUUCUGGAUUGUCCUGCAAGGUGUUGGGGAUAUGGUAUGUAUUUUGGGGUUGAUUUGGGUUGAAUGCCCCGUGGCGUUGUCAUGUAUAUACAUGGAGACCGUGAGGUCGGUUGGCUCAAGGCACGGCGUAUGUGCUUGUGCUGGAUAGUGUAAGGACCUUGGCAAUGUCCUGGAGGUGGUGUAUAAAGGUACCUAGCUCAAACAAGAAUCGGGUGUUUGGCACCUAU
Molecule: messenger RNA, 3319 nt
Organism: Colletotrichum destructivum
Lineage: Eukaryota; Fungi; Ascomycota; Sordariomycetes; Glomerellales; Glomerellaceae
Exons: 2
Coding region: 228-2300 (690 amino acids)
Source: RefSeq, a predicted model, not a curated record